GACAGCAAAUGAGAAUUAAAUAUGCACCCAUCAAACCUAUACAAAGGGUAUCAAGUAUUCGUGGAUCAUCUGCUGUUGAAGGUGUCUCCAUUUUGGAUCGCCUUGGUGGUGUUGCUCGCAGUGGAUUAGUGCUUGGACGAAAUGUAAACAAUGAUACUGCUCCAGUAUCUCGUGGGC
Messenger RNA from Scutellospora calospora, 177 nucleotides. The record is from the annotation of a GenBank genome assembly. Lineage: Eukaryota; Fungi; Glomeromycota; Glomeromycetes; Diversisporales; Gigasporaceae.